AUGGCGGCGCCCGCUCGAGGGCCGGCGAGCUCACAGCGCCCCCUUGGUGACGGGCGGUCCCCAGCUCCCCGGAAAGAGCCGGCGCGGCUCUACGUCCCCGUCGCAGAUCGACACCUAAGCCUUGGCGCGUUACCGAGCAACUGCCUUAACGCAUCGAAGACCAUCGUUUGCUUCAACCUUUCUGUCCCGCCUCUCUCAGGAAAGUGCCGUGGUCUCCGCACCGCUCGCAAGCUGCGCAGCCACCGCCGCGACCAGAAGUGGCACGACAAGCAGUACAAGAAGGCUCACCUGGGCACGGCGCUGAAGGCCAAUCCGUUCGGCGGCGCGUCCCACGCCAAGGGGAUCGUCCUGGAGAAAGUUGGAGUAGAAGCUAAACAGCCUAACUCUGCUAUCAGGAAGUGUGUGAGAGUCCAACUCAUUAAGAAUGGCAAAAAAAUAACAGCCUUUGUUCCCAACGAUGGUUGCCUGAACUUCAUUGAGGAAAACGAUGAAGUGCUGGUAGCUGGUUUUGGUCGGAAGGGUCACGCCGUUGGUGACAUUCCUGGAGUUCGCUUCAAGGUUGUCAAAGUAGCCAAUGUUUCUCUGUUGGCCUUGUACAAGGGCAAGAAAGAGAGACCAAGAUCAUAAAUUUCUAUUAACUUGCCAAGAAUAUCAAUAAAAUUUUUGAUUGGAAAA
Molecule: messenger RNA, 675 nt
Organism: Meleagris gallopavo (turkey)
Lineage: Eukaryota; Metazoa; Chordata; Aves; Galliformes; Phasianidae
Source: RefSeq, a predicted model, not a curated record